AGAAAAUUUUAAUUUACAAAUGAAAAUUGACUUCCUUUAAAUAAUUAACCAAAAUGUCGAAAACGACCGAAAAUAUUGUACAAGCGUCAAUGGCGACCGCUACAGAAACGGUUAAAAAUAUUACCUUCGGAACCACCGAUUAUAUUGUCUUUGUGUUAAUGUUAUGCGUUUCUGCUGGUAUUGGCGUAUAUUUCGGUUUCUUUUCGAAAGCUAAAAAUACCACCGAUGAAUAUCUGAUGGGUGGAAAAAAGAUGAAAACUGUACCAAUCGCUAUAUCCUUAGUAGCAAGUCAGCUAUCCGGAAUAGCUAUUAUGGCAGUACCUGCGGAAACAUACUCAUAUGGCUCGAACUAUUUUAUUGUGGUGCUAUCUAUGAUCAUAGUUGUUCCAAUAUUGUGCUAUAUUAUCAUUCCGGUGUUUUAUGAAAAUAAUAUAUCCAACUGUUAUGAGUAUCUUGAAAUGCGAUUCAACAAGCGCGUACGUCAAUUGAUAACAAUAUCGUUUGUUUUUCAUGCUGUACUGAUCCUUCCAGUCUUCAUGUUUGUUCCAUCAUUGGCUUUCUCGCAAGUUACGGGCAUCAACAUUCACCUUAUAAAUACUAUAGUCUGUUCCAUUUGUGUUUUCUAUACCAUGUUGGGAGGCAUUAAAGCUGUGGUAUGGACAGAUGUAGUACAAGCCUUAAUCAUGAUAUCAUCUGUCGCUUUAGUAGGUGUUUUGGGAACGCUUAAAGUAGGUGGCCUAAGUAAUGUGAUACAACAUGCAACUGAAGGUGGACGCACUACAUUUGACUUUAGCUGGGAUCCACGUAUACGCAUCGGUGUAUGGAACGGUAUAAUUAAUGGGACACUUAUGUGGGUUGGGCACAUUGGAUUAAAUCAAAGCUGUGUGCAAAGAAUAGUGUCUUUGCCAUCGAUAAAUAAUGCCAAAAGAGCGCUCAUAUUAUCUGGUAUUGGCAUUAUUACUAUAAUGGGAUUUAAUUCCUUCAUUGGCAUUGUUAUGUAUGCUCGUUAUCAUGGCUGUGAUCCAGUAUUUGGCGGUCUUGUCGAUAAAGCAGAUAAACUAGUUCCAUUCUUUGUGCAAGAAAUAUUGGGUCAUUUACAAGGCAUGCCUGGAAUUUUUGUAUCUUGUGUUUUUAGUGCUUCUCUAAGUACUCUAUCCGCUAUAUUGAACUCAUUGGCCGGUGUCACUUACUUCGAUUAUAUAAAACCUUUUAUCAAGCACACAGAAGCCAGGGCUAAUUUCAUUAUGAAAGUAUUUGUUGUUGUUAUGGGAAUUUACAGCGUUUUGGGUGGAUUUGUAGUACAAAAUUUUAACUCUAUUUUGCAAAUAAUUAUAACUCUUUCUGGCAUUUCAACUGGCGCUGUGGUUGGAGUAUUCUUAAUAGGAAUGUUUAUACCACGAGUUAAUGGAAAAGUCGCUGUUACAUCAAUUAUCAUCAGUAUUGGCAUUAUGUGCUGGAUAAUAACAAUUGCACAAUUUCGACUUAAAUCAGGUGCUAUAAAAUAUGAUCCCGUUCCAACUACAUUAGAUCAAUGUGAAGCUAAAAACUUAAAUUUUAUUCUUAACUCAAUAGCUAAAAAUGGCAAUAACACCAAACAAAUUGAAGAUUUCGAAGUAACCCCAAAUCCAUUAGUAACAACUGCCUUCACAAGUAACAGAGAUUUUUCCAUAUUUGAAAUAUCUUUCUUUUGGUAUAAAGUUCUAGGUGGUUUAAUUGUUUGGGUUGUGGCAAUUCCUUUAAGCUACUUUUGGAAGAGAGAUAAAUAUGAAAAAAUUAAUCCUAAACUGUUUACACCAAUUGUACGUAAAUUCAUUAAAUUCGACACUAUAGAAAUGGAAGAAAUGCCUUUAAAAUCUCCGAUUCUAAAUGGCGAAAAUAAUGCAACAAUAAUUAUGAGCAACGCUAAAAAUGGAGGCAUCGAUAAAACGCAGCAUCAAAAACAAAAUGGCGCCAAUGGAGAUGUCUAAAGCCGGCAUCUACCUUCAUCUCUUAAUAAAUCAUACAUCAUAAAGUGAUAGACGUCGUCACAAUAUCAUGCCAUAAAUUUUGAUUAAUUUAAAUAUAGUUAAAUUUAUUAAUAUAAUAUAAGAUUCUAGUGACAAUAAAUUUAA
Teleopsis dalmanni is the source of this 2111-nucleotide messenger RNA. Its product is annotated as sodium-coupled monocarboxylate transporter 2. Gene Ontology annotation, biological process: sodium ion transport; transmembrane transport. The transcript has 12 exons. The record is from RefSeq and is a predicted model, not a curated record. NCBI's taxonomy places the organism in Eukaryota, Metazoa, Arthropoda, Insecta, Diptera, Diopsidae. Gene Ontology annotation, molecular function: symporter activity. The coding region runs from base 54 to 1967 and encodes 637 amino acids. Gene Ontology annotation, cellular component: membrane.